UAAUUGGUGAUUCUAAAGACAUACUUACUUUGUACUCGAACGUUUACGACAAGAAAUAUUUACCAGUAUUCACCAUGCAAGGCAGCCUCCGGAACUCCGAAACCCCCAGCUUGCCAAGCAUUAGCCGCGUACUCGUUUUUGAGCUUCUGCGGGAAGAACAAAGAAUCCAGAUCGCUAAAUCUGACGUCUCGUAUGAAACCAUCUCUUCCGCUUCCUCCGAUUCCUCCGCUGGCGGAGGUGUAUGGUUGCCUUUCGACCCCUGGUAUGAGAACGAACACGUAGAACAAUGGAUUCAAGAGCAGGCGGAUCGAGUCUUUGGAUUUUAUGACGGUGGCGUUAUCAAUCAUGACGUUGCCGCUGUUCAAAAAGCCAGGUAUGUCACGCUCAGUGAAGUUAUGCGACAUGAAGACAGGAGUGGCGAUAGAAAACAGUUUGUUAAUUCACAAUCCUUCAUCAAAUUCCGCAAUUUCAGUCAUUCCGGCGCGACGAUCAUCGGCAAUAUUAUAGACAUCUGCCGAGAUUUCGUCCACAGACGUGUAUUACAGCUAUACCGCAUGAAUGAAGACCGUAAUGCAAAUUCAUAUCAGGCAAAUCGAUAAUGCUUCAUUUGCCACGGAUACCAACUUCCUUGCCUUCCUGGGAUAGGCAACGAUGCUGGGUCGGUCGACUCUGAUAUUGAUUUCAAGUUGCUUCUGCGGAGAGCCGUAUCAUGAGGAUGACGAACACACUUCUGUCUAUUCAUCGCGCGCCCAAGUCAUCGAAAAGAGCUGCUUAGUACGGUGGACGGAAUCUGGGAAGUCCAUCUCAAAUUAUCGUCUUAUGUGCCCUCGGGUGCUGAUUGAACGCGCAGGCAACGAGGUAACUACU
Messenger RNA from Periconia digitata, 867 nucleotides. The record is from the annotation of a GenBank genome assembly. NCBI's taxonomy places the organism in Eukaryota, Fungi, Ascomycota, Dothideomycetes, Pleosporales, Periconiaceae.